Adineta ricciae is the source of this 969-nucleotide messenger RNA. NCBI's taxonomy places the organism in Eukaryota, Metazoa, Rotifera, Eurotatoria, Adinetida, Adinetidae. The record is from the annotation of a GenBank genome assembly.
AUGAACGACUUGCUGUCGAGUGAAGAGCUGAUGUUCAAUAGUACAGCAGACGACUUAUACAACAAUUUGUCAAAAUCUAAGACGGUCGCACGCGAUAAAAAGAAAAGUUGUUGCCUUGGACAAUUGCUUCUUCUUAGUCUCGUGGUCUCAAGUGGUUUAAUAUACCAUAAAAGAUUUUAUACAAAUAGAAAAAUUCAAGCAAAACACUACCGUGUCGCUCACUGCGUGACAGGCAUUCCGCGAACGUUUUACAAAGAAGAAAUUUAUAUUGCAUAUCGUCGGCAAGCACUGAAUCAUCUUCCAGGUGAUGUUUUCCUUAUUCUUCAAUUAUCCAAUAAAACGGAAGAUGUCCAGCGAACAACUACUAAUAAAAACGAACGCGAACUAUAUAAAUCGGCGAUAGCAUAUCUUUCACCACGAAAAAUUGAAUGGAUUUCCAUUGGUAAUCAUUUGGGCGCUGUUGAAGAUACCGGUGGUAUGGCAAAAUGGAAACGUUGUUUGGAUCAUAUCGAACAAACUGAGAAAGAGAAUCAUUUUCAAUACGAUUUCAUAGUUCGAACGCGUCCUGAUAUAUUUAUUGCAAAAGAUUUACCAACAGCAGAUCUUCUACCGCGCGAUCGAAUAUUAAUAAAUCCAUAUUACGAAUGUUUGCAUGAAGAUAUCUUAUCUGGUUACACGCAGAAAUGGUCGGAUGUUGAACCUCCGUGUAAUAAGAAGAAUUAUGGUCUAUCAGAUCUAUUUGCUAUUUUACCACGAAAAUUAGCAGAUCCUUAUUUGAAUAUUGCAUUUACUCCCAAUCUACCACAUCAUAUUUGUGGCGCAGCUUCCGUGCGUGCGGAGUGUUCAAUACGAGCCGCACUCUACAAAGCGAAUAUAACGUUUGAACUGUGGCCUUUUGUGGUUAGAAUCGUACGACCUACACCGGUUUGCCAACUCAGAUCGUGGAAUCAUUUUAAUAGCUGGUGUUAG